UUUCGCCGUGCCGAGCGUGUUGUGUCAACGCUUUGGCCUAGCGUUCGUUAAACAAAGUUUCCUUCCAACAUGGCGAGAUCAUAUGGCGGGGUUUUGUCAACUGCGUAUUAGGAAGGCCGACACAUUUAAGGAGAUAUCAUGAAGUUGGAGGUGAGUCGCCCUAAACGUGCACCAGAGCGUCUACACGAGGCUGUGCGUUACGACGAACUCAGCACCGACUACUCCAGUGACCAAUCGGACAAUUACUUCUCCGAGGUCGAACGACAUUCACCAGACAGACGUGACACGCCCCCAGACACCUCGGCAGCCUACCAGGAACUAGGCCUAAGGUACAAGCAGCAGAGCGGUUUUGCAUCGCGUGAGGAGAGGACGUGGCGAGUGAGGCAGUUCAUCGAAGGGGCGGAGAUUGCAAUGGCUCGUCACUGCUGUCUGCGUUCUUUGCUCACGUUACUGCAUGUGUGCAUGGGAAUCACAGCAGCUUUGUACACAGUGUACACUUUGGUGGGUGAAGGUUACAGUCUCCAAUGUGUGCCGCCUCUUGUUGAUCACUUUGGCGACCCUGUUCCUUUCAGGCAUGGCUUGCCGAUCGUGUGCCACUCUGUCUUCUACAGCGCUGCGGCCAUCUGUGGCAUCAGCUUCCUCAUGGCGCUAGCCAUCAAUUGUUGCUGGGAGAACUCAUGUGCGGUGUUCACUCAUUUCCUGCUCACCCUGAUGGCUUGUCUAGUCUCUGUGUUUGGAGGGACUGCUCUGACCGUGCACUAUAUGCUCUGGUGUGACUCCCUGUCAGAGAGAUUGGGACCUCCGUACUCUGGAUGCGCCGAUGCUGCCAAGGCCUAUGAUAAGUCGCACGGAUCAAGUAACAUGACCACGUACCACACCAAGUUGGAAAUACAGCAGAUUGGCAUGUGGGCAGGAUUCCCUCUGGCGUUACUGGCGCUUGUCACUUACGCCUGUGCCAUCUAUGUCACUGGUGUCCAUGACACCGAAGGUGAGUCUGUCCGUGGUUACGUCAUACUACAGGAGGAGACCAUACCCCUUCUUCGUUCAACUUCUCCUUCAUCUGCCCGAGAGCUGCACAACCCAACCAGUCCGAUGAAUUACACAGCCCCAGAUGUGACCCGGACUGGUAGUUUCUCCUACUCAAGGGCCAGAUCCUUUUCAGGGACCAGAGCUUCCUCUGAGGCUCCAACUAUUCCUGAGGUCACGACCAGUCAAGGUGUCACGAGCUCGGCAGAGGCUAGGUUCUCCCCUUCACCCCAAAAUCCUUUUUCGGAGGAGUAACUGUUUUACUGGGUUCUGAUUGUGUGAAGAGACCCUUUUUAAAAACUAAAUUUCUAACACUGCCACCAAAGAUCAGGAAACAAUUGGUGGCCUAAUCCUUGCAAUCUGUAAGUUUUGCACAAAAACAAACAAAUUGAAAUGCAACCCAGUUGUUACACAAAAGACAGUGGAAACAAUAAUUGUGUCCUUUGUAAAAACGUUGUCACGAUGUGAUUUCCUUAUUGUCCUGCUAUUAUCUCAAUAAUGUGAUUUGCCUUGUCAGAAGAUUAUAUUGUUUGAUGGGGAACAUUUUCAUGAGGUUCUUUUGAUGAAAGCUGCAUGUACUUAAGGAUAGAAGAAGAAGAAGAAGAAGAAGAAGAAGAAGAAGAAGAAGAAGAAGAAGAAGAAAAAGAAGAAGAAGAAGAAGAAGAAGAAGAAGAAAAAGAAGAAGAAGAAGAAGAAGAAGAAGAAGAAGAAGAAGAAAGGAGAAGGAGGGGGAGAGGAAGGACGAGGAGAAGGGGAAGAAUAAGGAGGGGAGCGGAAUCGGUCAAUGGGGAUUAGAAGAGUUUGCUUUGUGUGUAUAUAUUGUGGACAUUCCUGUCCACACCACCAUACACAGCACCAGGUUUUGGGAACAAAUCUGUCACUUUGCGACAACGAUGGCAUACAUGUUCCUUUGCUUUAUCAAAAGCGGCGUUUUACACCGAGUGUUAAAAGUUAGCGUCCUAUGAUUAUGAACAUGACAACUUUCCUUUUUUUGUAAUGAUUUGUACACGAUUGAUUUGUUGUUAUCUGUUUGUACCGCUGAAUAAAACGGUCCUGUCCCUGAAAAAAAGGU
This is a messenger RNA of Aplysia californica (California sea hare), 2098 nucleotides long. RefSeq lists its product as uncharacterized. The coding region runs from base 139 to 1281 and encodes 380 amino acids. The transcript is spliced from 6 exons. The record is from RefSeq and is a predicted model, not a curated record. NCBI's taxonomy places the organism in Eukaryota, Metazoa, Mollusca, Gastropoda, Aplysiida, Aplysiidae.